AUAUUUAUCUGAUCAAGUGUUAACAAUAUAAUUGUAAAGUUCAAUCUAUAUCUUAGAAUAUUUUAAUGUCACACCUUCAACGAGUUGCCAUUCCUAUACGAAGAACCAUGUCAUGGGCUACUUAUAAUCAAAUUAUUCCCUAUGAAUCGCCAUCAUGGGCUAAAACCUUGAAAGUUCAACCGAAGGAAAAGUAUAAUUUUUCAAGUUUACCAACGCCUGUUCAUGAAUGGAAUAUUCCAGACGUUCCAAAGCCUUUUCGUCUUUUUAUUAAAAGAGACGAUCUAACUGGCAGUACUUUGUCUGGAAAUAAGGUAAGAAAACUGGAAUUUUUAAUAGCCGAUGCCGUAAAGAACAAUUAUAAACACGUAAUUACGGCUGGGUCUUUUCAAUCAAAUCACGUGAGGGCAACUGCAAUUACUGCUGCUCAAGCUGGGCUAAAGUGUCACGCGGUAUUAAGAACACCGGCGGCUGGGGUUCAAUAUUCCGGAAAUUUUCUUUUGGAUAUAUUAGCUGGCUCAGAAGUUUACUAUGUUCCAACAAAAGCUUCGUCCGAUUCAAUUAUCGAUCCAAAAAUGAAAGAGAUAGCUGAAAAACUAGAAAAAGAACGGAACGAAAAAGCCUAUAUUAUACCAAUAGGAGCAUCUAAUGCCCUUGGAAGUUAUGGCUAUAUAAGCGCAUUUCAAGAAUUAUUGGACCAAGGUGUAGAUGAAAUGGUCGAUGAUAUUGUAAUAACUUGUGGAAGUGGUGGUUCUGUUGAAGGUUUGUCAAUAGCUAAUUUAUUGACAGGUUCGAAAUUCAAAAUUCACGGUGUUUGCGCUUGUGACGGUCCUGCAUAUUUCUAUCAACAUAUUCAACAAACUCUAGAUCAACUGGGUUUGGCUGACGUCAAAGCCGAAGAUAUCGCCGAUUUCAUUGACGGUUAUAAAGGAGCAGGUUACGGAACAUCGCAAGAAGAAGAUCAUAGAAGAAUAAAAGAAAUAUGUAGUAGUUCCGGAGUUAUACUCGACCCAGUUUAUACGAACAAAGGUCUUACAGGUCUUUUAGGAGAAAUGUCAAAAAAUCCCCAAAGAUUUAAGGGACAACGAGUGUUAUAUUUCCAUACUGGUGGCCUAUUUAAUAUUUUUGAUGGAAGAUUUUCAAACGAAAUUGAUUGAGUACGAUAAUAAAAAUAAUUAAAUAUUAAAAAGAAAUAAGAGGUCAUCCUUGUCAAUAAAAUAUUAAAUAUCUAUAUUAUUCGUUUAUAUAA
Molecule: messenger RNA, 1246 nt
Organism: Dimorphilus gyrociliatus
Lineage: Eukaryota; Metazoa; Annelida; Polychaeta; Dinophilidae
Source: the annotation of a GenBank genome assembly